AUGCAGCAGCAGCAGCAGCAGCAGCAGCAGCAGCAGCAGCAGCAGCAGCAGCAGCAGCAGCAGCAGCAGCAGCAGCAGCAGCAGCAGCAGCAGCAGCAGCAGCAGCAGCAGCAGCAGCAGCAGCAGCAGCAGCAGCAGCAGCAGCAGCAGCAGCAGCAGCAGCAGCAGCAGCAGCAGCAGCAGCAGCAGCAGCAGCAGCAGCAGCAGCAGCAGCAGCAGCAGCAGCAGCAGCAGCAGCAGCAGCAGCAGCAGCAGCAGCAGCAGCAGCAGCAGCAGCAGCAGCAGCAGCAGCAGCAGCAGCAGCAGCAGCAGCAGCAGCAGCAGCAGCAGCAGCAGCAGCAGCAGCAGCAGCAGCAG
Messenger RNA from Varroa destructor (honeybee mite), 357 nucleotides. RefSeq names its product ataxin-8-like. Lineage: Eukaryota; Metazoa; Arthropoda; Arachnida; Mesostigmata; Varroidae. The record is from RefSeq and is a predicted model, not a curated record.